Molecule: messenger RNA, 2347 nt
Organism: Poecile atricapillus (Black-capped chickadee)
Lineage: Eukaryota; Metazoa; Chordata; Aves; Passeriformes; Paridae
Gene: SH2D5
Product: SH2 domain containing 5
Exons: 9
Coding region: 983-2206 (407 amino acids)
Cellular component (GO): postsynaptic density
Source: RefSeq, a predicted model, not a curated record
AUUGGCUGGGGGAGGGGGGAGACCCCCCAAAUUGUGCCGGGAAGGAGAGGGAACAACCCGCGCUUGUGACGGGGAGGCAGCACCGCAGGGACCCCUCCCCACCACCACUGAGAUGUGCCUGGGGCAGCCGGACCCCCUCCCCCUUUUCAGGCGUUCGCAGCCAGGCGGCUGCGGCGGGGUCUCGGUGACGAGAGGUGCGAGAGGUGCGCAGCUCAGCCCGCCCGAGGGCGGUGGAGCACGACCCCCCUUGGGGUGGCUGAAGAAGGGUCCGGCGCUCCUCUGUGGCUGCUCUAGACCAAAAAGCACCCCCAAAUCUGCUGCCCUCAUCGCUGGUGUUGUGGGAUCAGCCUUGGAGAGCCCCAGGGGUCUCGGUGCUGUGGCGGGCAGGAAGUGGGAUGGAGGAUGGGAGGGGGAGGAUGUGGAGGGUCCCCAAAACCUUGCUGGAGUUCGGGCUGUGGGACUGCAUGCACCUCACUUGGGCUCCAGAGUUUGUGUUCGGCAUGCAGGGGUUGCUUGGGUUUCAUUUGGGGAUGGAAUGUGGGCACUGCAUCCAUCACCGUCGGGAUCAGGAUGUGGGGGACUGUGCACGCUGCUUGCAGUGGGGACAUGGGACUGGAGCUCAGGAGCAGAUGGGGACCCUCACAUCACCCAUGCGGUCAGGAUGCUGCAACCCUUGAGCUGGGAUUGGGAAUAUUUUACUGGGGCUGGGACCUGGGGACAUCUGCAUUGGCGUCAGGGCUUGGGGAGCUCCGUGCAGGGACCGCAGCAGCUCCCCAGGGCUCAGCAGGCUGCAAACAGCAUCAGGGGAAGCAGGCUGUGUCUGUCCCUUCCCUCCUCGCAGGGACAGUGACCGGGGGCCGGAGCCAGGUUCCCCGUGCUUGCUCCAGCACUAUCACCCUGGAGGGCUCCGGAUAACUCAGAUGUGGCAUCGGAGUUGCUUAACCCCAUCCUGAUCCAGCCUUCACCCCCAAACCCCGCUGCCAUGAAGAAGAAGCCGGGCAAUGGGCGGGGACAGGACCCUGCAGCCCCCCAGCAGCGAGUCCGGUCUGUCACCAAGCCAGCGGAGUACGUGGGAUCCUUCACAGUGGAGGAGCUGGACCUGCAGCAGCGAGCGGGGCAGUUGGAGGAGCAGCUGUGGGCACUGAAGGACUGUCCCAGGAGGAGGCCGGUGGUGCUGAGGUUCAGCUUGCAGGGCCUGAAGGUCUACAGUGCUGAUGGGGAGACGCUGCUCAUGGCACACGCGGUGCGCCGGAUCCUGUACAGCACCUGGAGGCUCCCCGACCGCCAGUUCGCCUUCGUGGCCCGCAACCCCCACAGCCCCCCCAGCACCCUCUUCUGCCACCUCUUCGUGGGGCUCCCAGGAGAGGUCCAGACCCUGCACCUCCUCCUCUGCCGCUCCUUCCAGCUCUGUUACCUCCUGGCGCACCCCGAGGAGCAGGCGGCCGAGGGGGAGCUCCCGGGGCCGGGGGUGCUGCGGGAGCCCCUCAACCCCGAGGAGGUGUCACGAAAUGUCAACGCCCUCGUGUCCUUCCGGCGCCUGCCCGCGCCCGGCGGCCUCGGCCCGCUGGGCACCGGGGACCGGCGGCAGGAGGCAGAGGGCAGAGCCUGGCGCCCGGGGAAUCCCUACUGCUCCCCGGUGCUGGUGCGCAAGAAAGCCAUCCGGAGCAAAGUGCUGCGCUCGGGAGCCUACCGGGACUGCGGGGCCGAGGGACAGCUCCACCAGCAGCCCCGCGAUGCCGCGGCAGCAGGAGGGGAAAGCAAAGGGACGAGGAGUUUGGCCUUCCUGCCCGAAAAUGAGAGCGUCCUCGCCGAGAGCGUGUGGUCCUUCGCUGGCAUCGCCAGGGCCGCCGGGGUCGCGCUGCUGCGGCGGGACGUGCCCGGUGCCUUCCUGCUGCGCCCCGAGCCCGGGCUGCCCAAGCGCUGGUGCCUGUGGGUGCGGGCGCCCUGCGGCGUCGUGUCCUACGGCCUGGUCAGGACACACCAGGGCAGGUUCUGCGUGGAGCACUCCAACGCCGAGUUCGCCAGCGUGGCCGCCCUCCUGGCCCACUACUCCGGGCCACCGGGGGGCUGCUUCUGCCGCCUGGCCCCCGGCCGACGCAACCCCGGCUACGAGGAGCGGGACCCCGGCAGCGAGGCCGGUGCCGGGGCAGGGGAGGCCGCCUGGGCCCCCGCCGCCCCCACCGGGGCGCAGCACGAGCGGGGGUAGCCCGGGCCCCUCCCCGUGCACGGCUGCCCCCCGGCUCCCCCCAGCUUUAACGCGCUGCCGCCUGCCUUAUCCCCCCUGCCCGGCGCCUCCCGCAAUAAAGGCUCUCGUGUACCCGGAGCAGGGCUCUGCUGGCUGCGCACA